Molecule: messenger RNA, 3854 nt
Organism: Trichosurus vulpecula (common brushtail)
Lineage: Eukaryota; Metazoa; Chordata; Mammalia; Diprotodontia; Phalangeridae
Gene: ZFP36
Product: ZFP36 ring finger protein
Exons: 3
Coding region: 2028-3104 (358 amino acids)
Molecular function (GO): metal ion binding; mRNA binding
Source: RefSeq, a predicted model, not a curated record
GAAGGAGGUCAGAAGGUUGUAAUACCUUCUGAAGUGACCUAAAUUUGGAAGGCAAGCGAAAACCUGAAUCCUUGAGGGGGUUAGAUGCCUGCACCCUGAGGAGUCUAUUUCUGUGUGACUCAAAGGGAUGGAUGCUAGAAGAAAUUUUUUAAAUGUCCACUUUAUGUAAGGCUUGGUGCUAAGAACUAGAAAUAUACAAUGAAAAAUGAUCAUAGUCCCUGAAAAGGUAGAGAGGCCUGAGUCCUAAGGGGGUAGAUGCCAGGUUGGAGACUGGAAUCCCAAGGAGUCAGGCUAGAUAGUUAAACAGCUAGACCUCUGAGAUCACAGAUUUAGACCAGGAAGGGGCCUUAGGAGUCAAGAGGAUCCCCCCUGGUUUACAGAAAAGGAAAUAGGCCAAGUGAGGUGCCCGGAUUUGCUUGGAUUCAUCCAGCUAACAAGUGUGUGAGGCACAAUUUCAGUCUAGGUCUUCCUAACUACAUGUUCAGUUACUUAUCCUCUAUACUAAGCUACCAGAGGCUUUGAAAUUUCUAUAUCGCAUCUUUUUUGAGGUGGAGCAGGAGGGAGAAUAGAAAGCCUGGAUGUCUGACGACACUAGUUGGGGACUGAAAAGUGUGGUCUUUGAGACAAAUUCAGUGGGGUUUAUAGACUCUCCCUCUCCACCCUACCUCUAAAGCUGGACCUAGACCCAGGAGUCCUGAGGCAUGGUGAGGUAACACUCUGGUUUAGGGGGUGGAGCAUGGGGAGCUUGGAGAGUCAUCAGGGAAUGAGUCAGGAUGCUGGAAUGUACCCACAAGCUCGGAUCCCAAGAGAAAGACAAACCAAUGCCCCUCAGGAUGACUGGGAAGUGGGGAAGGGUCUUGGGGAAAGAGGUUCUUUCUGGCCCCCAGAGAACCUCCGAGGUGGAGAAGGGGGGGCAUUCCAUCUUCCCCAUAAGGUGGCAGUGACCUGGUCUCUGGGUCACAGUUUCACCUGCUUUGAGCUGAAAUCAAGGCCCAGAUCUGAUAGAGCAUGCUGUGAUCUAGGUCUGUCAGCUCUCUGUUUACAAGGAGAGAGGAACCCUAGCAUCGGAUCAGCUCCCCCCUCCCUGCCCUUACGUCACCUGAUUCCAGGAAGGGCCCCCACACAUACACACCCUGCGGUGGGUGAGUCACUGGGGAGCGUGAGAGCCAGCCACUAUGGGCAGGUGAAAAUUGGAGACCACAGGCUCACGAGACCCAAGGGAGACUUGGGGAGGUCCCAGCUCCUGGGAAGGUCCCUUCUGGCCAUCUCUCCCCAGAGAAGCUUCCCACAAGUUCAGAGAUCUCCAUCCUAACAGAAGUCUUCAUUCUGGAAAAUGAGCACCAUUGGAGGAGAAGCCUUCACUUUGGAAAAUGAAGAUUUCUGCUAUUUUAAAUGUGUUCAAGUCAGAGAAAGACUCCAGCCCCAGGCCUAGAAUAAGAUAGUUCCCCGCCUGAGAGGUCAUCUCCCCCAAAAUCUGUCGCUAGGGAUGAGAACAUUCCUCAGAAUGGGAGAGAUUAUCUCAAGAGUCCUGGUCUCCAGUUCUACUCUGCCCAACCCCCUUGGGGGUUUGAGACAGAUCCCUGCCCUGCUCUGUGCCUCAGUUUCCAUUUCUGGAAAAUCUAGCACUCAUGGUCUCCCAGCUUUCUCUCCUGGCUGUAUUCUCUGGGGUUAGAGAAUUCAUAAAUGGAGUUUGCCUCUCUGCUCCUGGGUCUCUGUCAGUAUCUGGCUUUCAGGUCUUUAGUACUUGACUCUAUGUGUCCACUCUUGUGUCUCUUGGUUCUGGCUCCCUCUCUGGCUCUAGGACCUUAACGGUGCUUCCCGUUCCUGACCUUUAGCUGCCCGCAUAGCUCCUGGAGCUCCCCGGGGGGUGGGUCCUGGGCGGAACCAAGAGGCCCCGCCCCCAAAGCUGUCCCUUCAAGAAUAGCGCUCUGGCCAAGCUCCCCACAGACCAGCAUACGCGCACAGCCUAAGCAUCCACUGGGACAGACGGAAGCGCCACUGCAGGCGGGAAGCCCAAGUCCGCCGGCAUGGAACUGUGCGCCCUCUACGAGAAACUCCUGUCCCUGAGCCCGGAGCUGGCGUCAGCGACCCGUGGGGAGUUGGACCCUGACCUGGGCUGGGGCUCUCGAAGCCUCUGGAGUCCGAGCCUCGCAGACCUGGAGCCGCCUUCUCCCCCGCGGGCCUCUGCCCCUCUGGCCUCCCGGCUCCCGGGCCGUUCUACCAGCUUGGUGGAGGGCCGCGCCUGGGUACCCCCGCCGCCGGGCUUUGAGCCCCUGCCGCCCAGGGCCGUGCCGGCUGCCACCACAGCGCCCUCGGAAUCUGCUCCUGGUUCCACCUCCCCGGCUGGGGCGGCCUCCUCGUCCAGAUACAAGACGGAGCUGUGCCGGACCUUCUCGGAGAGCGGCAAAUGCCGCUACGGCUCCAAAUGCCAGUUCGCCCACGGUCCUGGAGAGCUGCGACCGGCCAGCCGCCACCCCAAGUACAAGACGGAGCUGUGCCGCAAAUUCUUAACCAUGGGCGCCUGCCCAUAUGGAACCCGUUGCCAUUUCAUCCACUACCCUUAUGAUCUGCAGGUGACGUCGGGUCACCCGCCCCUGCUCCGGCAGAGUAUCAGCUUCUCUGGGAUCCCCUCUUCCCGUCGCCGGGGCUCUCCCACUCUGAGCCCUCCAGGCCUGCCGGACCUGCCUUCCCCCUCAGGCUUCUUCUCCCCUUCUUCCUCUCCGCCCCCAAUACCCACCGCCCCCGGGGAGGUCCCUUUCUCACCCUCUGCCUUCUCUGCUGCCCCUGGCCCAGUGCCCCGUGGAGCCACGGCGGGAGAAGCCUGCUGCCCCUCCUGCCGCCAGACCACGGGUACUUGGGGGCCCACAAGGGAUGCCCUGAGCCUGGGGCUGGGGCUGGGGCUGGCUCGAAGCCCUUCUGCUCACUCCCUGGGCUCUGAGCCAGAUGACCAGGCCAGCAGUGGAGGAAGCAGCCUGGGGGGGUCUGACUCCCCAGUGUUUGAGGUAGCAGUGGGGGGUGCCUUUGCACCCUCUAACUCUCACCUCCUGGCCCCGGCUCCCCCCAAGCGACUCCCCAUCUUCAACCGGCUAUCUGUGUCCGACUGAACACCCUCGUUACUCUAAACUCAGUUGAGUAGGGGGAUCAGAAAGUUCCUCUCUUCUCCCAUUGCCAGCUGUGCCCAGAUGUGGAGGUCCCUCAUCUGCUUAGCCCCCAGAGCAUUCACCCAUUGCCUAGUCUCCCAGGGCAGGUCCCUAUGGGGAGCAAAAACUCUCAAAGAGGUGUUCUGGGGGUGUUUUUUUAUGUAGCAUAAUGAAUUGACAUAUAUGUGUGUGUAUGCACACGCAUACAUACAUAUGUGUGUAUAUAUAUACAUAUGUGUAUGUAUGUGUGUAUAUUACAGCGUGUCCCAAAAGUCUUAAUUCAGUUGUAAGCAUUACUAGGUUAAAACUGUACUGUCUUUGAGACACCCUGUUGGGGGGGGGUCAGAAUAGUAGCUACCCCCCUUUCUUCAUGCUGUGAACAAGCUUCCCCAAGUUUCCCCUGGAUGGGGGUCUCCCCAGUCCUGGUGCUCAAACCCCACCUAACCAGACCAAAUCCAUCUCCCUGCCUCACUUCGGGGCCCCUUAUUUAUGGUGACGACAUUAUUUAUUCCGACGGGUUUUAUAGUAUUUAUAAAUGCAGUCGUCCCCCUCUCCCUUUUGUCUAAUAUUGGGAGGUUGCUGCCACUAUAAUAUAUAUUUGAAAUGUUAUAUAUAUAUAUAUAUUGUUAGCUAAACAAAAAAGAAAUCUCUCUAUUUUUGUUUUUGGUGGAGUUUGUUUUUUAAUUAAAACUAAUACAAUUCACAAAAGAGGAA